Brassicogethes aeneus is the source of this 990-nucleotide messenger RNA. The record is from the annotation of a GenBank genome assembly. Lineage: Eukaryota; Metazoa; Arthropoda; Insecta; Coleoptera; Nitidulidae.
CAACUAGUUGGCAACUACCCACUUAACCACCCUGUACUUAACCUAAGUCAUAAAGUGAGGUUAGGGUUCUGUGUUGACAAAUGGAAAAAUUGUUUAUUUUUGUGUUUUAACGUCAUUUAUAGAAAAACAAGGGAGUUUUUAAGGUUCCAAAAUAAUAAACAAAUCAUGAAGGGAAACAUGGCCAAAAUACUACGAAAAUUUUCCACAACAACUGUCGAUCCGGGCGAAAUAAAACGAUUCUCGCAAUUUAACGAGCAAUGGUGGGACAAAUUCGGACCAAUGAGACCGCUUCAUUCGAUGAACAAACUGCGCGUGCCCAUGAUCAGGGAAGGCCUUGCGAACACAGGCUCUUUAACAAGUGACAACCGUCAAAACCUUAAACCUCUUGCAGGACUAAGCUUGCUUGACGUAGGUUGCGGAGGCGGUAUACUAUCCGAACCGCUAGCGAGGUUAGGUGGUUGCAUAACCGGGUUGGACGCCAACGAGAGCAUUAUUGAUCACGCGCAGAAGCAUUCUAUGAAGCAGGGGUUGAAUAUAAGUUAUUCUGCUGGGUGUAUAGAAGAUUUUGCCAAAAAUAACAAAGAAAAAUUUGAUGCUAUCGUUGCCUCUGAGAUUAUAGAGCAUGUUACCCAGAAAGAGGAGUUUUUAAAGGCUUGUUUGGAGUGCUUAAAACCUAACGGUUCGAUUUUUAUAACGACUAUUAAUAAAACAACCCCUGCUAAUUUCGUGGCGAUUUUUUUGGCUGAGGAUGUGGUUCAAUUGGUGCCCAAAGGUACACAUGAGUUCGAGAAGUUCAUAGAGCCGCAUAAAUUGCAAAGGAUUUUAGAGGAUUGUAAGGAUAAUCUGUAUACAGAUGGGUAAAAAACUCGGGGGUUGAUUCAUAAAAUAAUAUUUUAAAAAAAUAUAUAGGAAAUUUCACGCCAAACGGGCAACUUUAAAAGAAAAGUUGUUAAUUUUUUUUUACAUUUGGGUUUGCUAUACCCCCAGGGG